This is a messenger RNA of Dichotomopilus funicola, 2661 nucleotides long. RefSeq lists its product as uncharacterized. The transcript has 3 exons. Gene Ontology annotation, biological process: regulation of transcription by RNA polymerase II; DNA-templated transcription. Gene Ontology annotation, cellular component: chromatin. Gene Ontology annotation, molecular function: RNA polymerase II cis-regulatory region sequence-specific DNA binding; zinc ion binding; DNA-binding transcription factor activity, RNA polymerase II-specific. The coding region runs from base 1 to 2661 and encodes 886 amino acids. NCBI's taxonomy places the organism in Eukaryota, Fungi, Ascomycota, Sordariomycetes, Sordariales, Chaetomiaceae. The record is from RefSeq and is a predicted model, not a curated record.
AUGGAGUCCCACGAUGCGGCCCAACCGCAGAACCGCGCGACCGCGCUGAGUUCCUCGUACAAGCGGGCGAGUCGCAAAGGAGCGCCGCGUCGCUUCGCCUGCGAGUAUCCCGGUUGCGAUAAGUUGUACUCGAGAGCCGAGCAUCUCCAGCGACACCAACUGAACCACGCCCCUAAGGAGAUAUACCGUUGCGACGUUGCCGGGUGCGCCCAGAAGUUCGUCCGGGCCGACCUCCUGGCGCGUCACAGGAAACGGCACUCGGCUUCGUACAUUCCCCGAAACCGCAUGCCGAGUUUCAGCGCGACGACGGACUCUUCGCCCCCGACGACUGUUAUAUCACCGACGACGACUGGGCCCAACGGCCGCCCUGCUGUCCCUCCGCGGGCCCCGCACGACGCCGCGAUAUUACUGAGCCCGGACUCGGCCUCACAGCCAUCACCGUCGCUGCCCAAUCCGAACCAGCGCAGUAUGAACCAACAUGGCGGCUGGCACACUCAGCUGCCCAACAUGGGCACCUCCAACAUGAUCCGGCAGAAACCGGGUUACUACCCGCAACAGGAACAGCGCAUGCCCGAGCAGCCCGCGGCGUUGUCGUACCACUCCGGCGAGUUCCAGCCGGAUGAUAUGCGCGAGAACUUCGCCGUAUGGCUCUUCAACCCGCAUGCGCCCUACGGCGACUUUGGUGUCUCGCACGUGCCGUUCAUGGACGGUGGGUUGGAGUCGACGCUGAACAACAACAUUCACUACGACUAUGAGUCGUUGACGAGCGGACGGUCGCAGCUGGAGACCCCUACUCGGUUCGCUGAGACGGAUGAGUUGCUGGCGGAGUUCCGGCAUCAGGAGAUUCUCCGGUGGUUCCAGGUCUUCCGGCAAAAGCAGCCCAAGGCCGAGCCGCUGGUCGCGAACCUGGUGCACGAUGGAAGCGGGGAUAUCCCGGCGUUGGGUCUGGAGAUGAUGCGCGACUGUCUGCAAGAGUACUGGGACCGCGUGUCGCCCCGGCUGCCCAUCGUCCAUCAGCCGACGUUCUCGUGCAACCGGUGUUCGAUCUUUCUGGUCAUGGUCAUGGUCGCGCUGGGGGCUGUGUCGCUGCGCACGCGCGACACGACGGGGAACCUGGCUGAUUACGGCGGGUUUGCGGACCUGAUCAUCUUGGGAGUGCGGUCAGAAAUCCUCACGGCCGAGGACGCCCAACCGCCUGUUUCGCUGUGGGUCUCGCAGGCGCUCCUGUUACUCGAGUUUUAUGAGAAGAUGUGGUCGUCCCGCCGCCUGCACGAGCGCGCCCACAUCUACCACUCGGUAGCGUUAACCCUGCUACGGCGUGGGAGUCCCCUGAUCGGCCGUUCCGGGAGCGAGUCACCUCCCGAAGAACCCUCCGCCGAGCAACCGCAGGGUGUCACGCUUGACUCGCACACAUGGUGGUGCCGGUGGGCUGAAACGGAAGCGAUGCAUCGGGUGGUGUUUGCGGCGUUCAUGAUGGACGUGAUCCACGCGGCCAUGUUCGGGCACGCGGCGGACAUGGCGCCGCACGAAAUCCGGUUACCACUUCCCUGCGACGACAACAUGUGGACAGCGUCGAACCCAGACACGGUCCGGCAGUUGGACCAGAACCUACGGAUGUACGGCAUCCGGCCGAUCUCGUUCCUCGACGGCCUGAAGCGCGCACUGCAUGGCAAGGAGGUCAAGACCCACUCGUUCGGGCGCAUGAUCAUCAUGUCCGGCCUGCUGAGCGUGGGCUGGCAUCUCAGCCACCGGGAGACGCACCUCAAGUGGCUGGACCUUACCGCCCCGUCGGCCGAGACACAUGAGGCCUGGAAGAAGACGCUGCUGCGCGCGUUCGACGACUGGAAGAAGAGCUUCGACGCUGCGCAAGGGGCCGCCGGGAACACCACGUUAGCCGAUGCCCCGGGCUCCAACGGCCCGGUCCACAGCGCGGCUGUCCUGUACCACCUGGCCCAAAUCAGUCUCCACGUCGACAUCAUCGACUGCCAGGUCUACGCCGGCGUGAAGCGGCUACUCGGGCGGAAAAUCUCAGUGCGAGACUACGGCAAUGUCGUUGCGCGCAUGCGCGCCUGGUCUGCCCAGCCUUCCACGCGACACGCCGUCCUACACGCCAUCAAACUGCUCCACCGCGUGCUCGUCGACCCACGCCGCAGUCCCAGCGCGGGCGACCGCGAGCGCCAUGACAUUGGCCCAGGAGUCGUCAGCCUCCCGUCUAGAGAUCCCCAACAACAACCACAGCAGCAUCAACAACCACACCAGCAACACUCACAACAGCACCAACCACAAACCUACUCCUGCCGCAGCGAACCCGACCCCCACCGCCCCUGGGUCAUGUACUACGCGGCCCUCUGCAUCUGGUCCUUUGUUCGCGCCAUCAGCCGCCAAGACGACACCAUGCAAGACCCCGGCCCUGGUCCCAGUCACACCCACGGAAAACUCCACCUCCCUGCCAACACCUACCGACGAGUGAACGGCUACCUAUCCAGCACGGCGUCCUUGACAGAAUUGACGGAAAGCAUAGCGAUGGGGUCGGCGCUCCGGGAUGGACUGCCGGAUUUAUUGGAUGUGUUGCGGUCUGUGUUGGCGGAGGCACAUUCGGAGAUUUUGCAAGAGGCGCAGGAAAGGUUGGGGGUUUGUCGGGAAAUGUUAGGGGGGGAAUAA